UGAGCGCAGGACCUGCUGAGCUGUGUCUGCUCCGGGGCCGAUUUGCAAACCUUAGUUUUUGGAUUUAAUCGAAAUAUAUGUUCUGUAUACCCUCAAACAAAUAACUAGUUUGUUCUGAACUGUCAAAACGUGAAGUUGAGCCUUUUAGCUAUGUAAACACCUGUUACCGGCAAGCGGGAGAGGGACUUAACCUGGCUAACGCUAAGCUAACUGUUUACAUAUCAAGUGACAAUUGUGGCUCAUAGCAACGCUAACUGUUAUAAAUACAACUAACGGUGCUUUAACGUUUCUCAGACGUAUUUGCUAGUUUCUGCGCUGCUUUGCUUUUUCACGUUAAUUAUUUAGUCAAAUUAACGUCUUGGUUUUCGAGUAUUUUUAUCUUUUCAAAAAGAGAAAUGAGCUGCGCUUUGGAUGAUCCGACACUGGAAAGGCACUUCAAGGGCCACAGGGACACUAUAACCAGCGUUGACUUCAACUGUAACAUGAAGCAAAUAGCCACUGGCUCCAUGGACUCCUGCAUAAUGAUCUGGAAUCUGAAGCCGCAGAUGAGGGCUUACAGAUUUGUGGGACAUAAGGACGCAGUGACGUCCGUUCAGUUCUCCCCUUCUGGUCAUCUGGUGGCCUCGGCAUCCAGAGACAAGACGGUCCGUCUGUGGGUACCCAGCGUGAAAGGUGAAUCCACAGUGUUCAGAGCUCACACUGGUACUGUCCGCAGUGUCAACUUCUCCAGUGACGGACAGUCAUUAGUGACCGCUUCCGAUGAUAAAACCAUCAAAGUGUGGACUGUCCAUCGACAGAAGUUUCUCUUCUCCCUCAGUCAGCAUAUCAACUGGGUCCGAUGUGCAAAGUUUUCACCAGAUGGCAGAUUAAUUGUAUCUGCUAGUGAUGACAGAACAGUGAAGAUCUGGGACAAGAACAGCAGAGAAUGCAUUUACUCAUUCUGUGAACAUGGCGGAUAUGUGAAUUAUGCUGACUUCCACCCCAGUGGUACCUGCAUAGCAGCUGGUAGUACAGACAACACUGUCAAAGUGUGGGAUAUCCGCACCAACAAACUUCUACAGCAUUACCAAGUGCACAGCGCGGUGGUAAACUCGCUCUCCUUCCAUCCUUCUGGGAACUACCUCAUAACAGCUUCCAACGACUCCACGCUGAAGAUCCUUGAUCUGGUGGAGGGCAGGCUUCUCUACACGCUGCAUGGCCAUCAGGGUCCUGCGACAUGCGUGGCGUUUUCGAGGACGGGGGAUUACUUUGCAUCUGGUGGAUCUGAUGAACAGGUGAUGGUGUGGCGGACUAACUUCGACAGUGCAGAUUAUGGUGAAGUGCUCAGGUCGCAGCAGAAAGCCACCAGCAUGGAGCCACGAGGUUCCACCUCUCACGUCCCAACUCAGGUUCCAAAGUCCACAGAGCUCUCCCAUGGCAGAUGCUCCGAUAGAGGCCCCAGUACAAGUCAGCAUAGCCACACCUCCCAGGGAUCUACUGCACCAUCCAUCUCGUACCAGGAGCAGCCUCAGCAGGCAGCACCGGACGGCGGAGUACCUGCUGCACUGGCCAGCACCCUGGAGCACAUAGUGGGUCAGCUUGAUAUACUUACACAGACGGUGUCUGUGUUGGAGCAGAGGCUAACUCUGACGGAGAACAGGCUGAAGGACUGUAUUGAUAACCAGCGCGAGAUCAGCUUUCGGCUCCGGUGCUCAACUGAUCCAGAGAGCACAGCAUCUCACUGAGGGCUCGACUGGCCAGUGCUGCGCUCCUCUUUUGUUUUCUUUUCUUUUUUGCCCUCCCUCUCUCUCUUUGUUCCUCCCAGCCUCGUGUUUAUCAUCUGUAUGAACUGACCCGACUCGACGCAGGAGCUGCAGCUACUUCUCACGUUCACUUCCUCAGACUGUAGCCAGAGCCUCGCCUCUGAUAGCGCUGUGAAGUCACAGCCAAAUACUCGGAAUACUCACAAUACUCAAAAACACUGUUUAUUUGUUAACAACAGCAAUAUUUCAACCCCUUCAUGUACAAAAACUGAUGAAAUGUUUUAUCUAAACUCCACUCUGUUUUCAAGGCAGCAGACAAAAAGGAAAGGCCACUCUUUUGGGCUUAGUGUUAGACUACACCCUUAAAAUAGAUGGUUCUUCAAGGGUUCUGUAUUAAAGACAGUGGGUCUGUGUACUCAAUGAACCCUUUGUAUGAUUAAAGAUGGAAAGGGUUUUUCAGAAUGAUAGAGAAUUAGAUUGUUCUGUAGAGAACCCCUUUAGAAAUGGUUCUAAAUAGCAACAAAAGGGUUCUGCUAUUGUUACGAUGUCAAGCUCAUAAUAAUAGAAAAAACAUUUUUGGUGCUAUAAAGAACCAUAUACAGUACAUUCUCCAUCAAUGUGAAGAACGCUCUAACCAUGCAAAGAACCUUUUAAUCUUGCCAAUAUUUCUUUGCUGGUUCUAUAUAGGACCAUUUUCUUCACUAAAGAUUGUAUGAUAGUUCAGACAUAAGACUCAAGAAAUUCAGGAAAGCUGAAGUUGGCUUCAAUUUCAUUUUAGCUGAAAAUGGCUCUGUAUAGCACCAAAAA
Pygocentrus nattereri (red-bellied piranha) is the source of this 2549-nucleotide messenger RNA. RefSeq names its product POC1 centriolar protein A (gene poc1a). Gene Ontology annotation, molecular function: protein binding. The record is from RefSeq and is a predicted model, not a curated record. Gene Ontology annotation, cellular component: ciliary basal body; centriole. Gene Ontology annotation, biological process: cilium assembly. The transcript has 11 exons. NCBI's taxonomy places the organism in Eukaryota, Metazoa, Chordata, Actinopteri, Characiformes, Serrasalmidae. The coding region runs from base 396 to 1724 and encodes 442 amino acids.